Messenger RNA from Magnolia sinica, 2409 nucleotides. RefSeq lists its product as uncharacterized. The transcript is spliced from 8 exons. The coding region runs from base 322 to 2130 and encodes 602 amino acids. The record is from RefSeq and is a predicted model, not a curated record. NCBI's taxonomy places the organism in Eukaryota, Viridiplantae, Streptophyta, Magnoliopsida, Magnoliales, Magnoliaceae.
UGGAUUGGACACUACAACUUAAGAAAUUGGCAGUGAACUACCACCGUAGCCUAUCCGAUGCAAAACAUUUCCGCCAAUCUAACGGAAUUGUGAAAGCAGCGGGAGAGCUGCCUCUUUUCUCUCUGUCGAAACAUAUUCAAUAGAAAAUGAUUUUCGUGGUCUUUUUCUGAUUCUUUCUUUCUUCUACGAUACGCAUCUCUAUUUCUAUCCAGUCUUCGUCUUCACCGUUGGAUUUUUCUCUCCCAAAAAAAAAAUAAAAAAAAUAAAAAUCGGUUUGAUGGUUGUUUUUGUUUCUCCUUUGAUCUUGGUUAUACCAUCCACAUGUCGAAUUCCAUGACAGAUUUCUUGAAUGUAUUGUACGUUGUUUUCUCCUUCUGCUCUGCUCUCUCCCUGGGAGCUCUGAAAGGUAUCUUUGUGGGUCCUAUUGCAAGUUCGUUACUGAUCUUGGGAAAUGUUGGGGUUAUUCUGGCGUUGCUUCCUGCUCAGGUUACUUGGACUGUCUAUGCUCUUGUCAAGACAAAACGGUUUGAUGCAACUCUCAAAUUUGCCUUCCUGUUUGCUCUGCCCCCACUGUUUGGUCUUUGGUUGAUUCUCAGUAUCGCUGGAAGUGUUCUUGUUGGAAUGGGUUAUGGGUUCUUCACGCCGUGGGUUUCGACUUUUGAGGCCUUUAGACAGGUUGGGGAAUCGAAGAAGUUCUUGCACUGCAUUGUGGAUGGAACGUGGGGAACGAUUAAAGGGAGUUGCACUGUGGUCCGAGAUUUCGGCGACAUUUGCUACCAUUCAUACCCGCAGUACUUGAAGGAGUUACAUGAAGGCUCUGGUUCAGAUGAAACUCACUCAAUCAGGUUAAUUGAGGUGCCAGGAUGUCUUGCUGUGGGGCUGAUGGGCCUGAUCGUGGAGAUCCCGCUUUACACGGCAAUAGCCAUAAUUAAGAGUCCAUACAUGCUCUUCAAGGGCUGGCACCGCUUGCUGCAUGAUCUUGUAAGCCGAGAGGGCCCAUUCCUUGAGACGGCUUGUGUGCCCGUUGCUGGUCUGGUGAUCCUUCUAUGGCCUCUCAUUGUGAUUGGGAGUAUCUUGUUGGCUAUUUUCUCAAGCAUCUUCGUUGGGUUAUAUGGCUCGGUCAUCGUAUAUCAGGUCUAUAUGCAAGUUUCAUUAACUUUUCAUUAUCUUGAUAUCCUGACAGGCUUCAUGAUAUCUCUCUCUAUGUUUCAUACUUCUCUUAAAACUCAUAUCUGGUAUUCGAUGCAGGAAAGAUCUUUCCGGAGAGGUGUUGCUUAUGUGAUUGCCAUGGUUUCAGAGUUCGACGAGUACACGAACGACUGGCUAUAUCUGAGGGAGGGGUCUAUCCUUCCAAAGCCCCGGUACCGAAAGAAGAAAGCCUCCCACUCGGCGGAGUUUCCUGUCGGAGCUAGUAAUGCAGCGGGAAGCAAUGCUGGGUGUCUUUCUUCAGAGGCACCCGCGUUGCUUGUUCCAAGUUUAGCUCCUUCAAGAUCUAUCAGAGAAGCGAUACAGGAAGUGAAAAUGGUGCACAUAUGGGAAGACAUGAUGAAGGGAUGUGAAAUGAGGGGGAAGGUGCUGUUGGAUGCAAAUGUGAUAACGCCGGGCGAUCUUAAUGAGUGCACCAAGGCUAAGGACAGCCAAGAGACCAUCGUGGGCCUUGGCCUGCCUUCCUACGCAUUCUUGCACUGCCUCCUCCACUCCGUCAAGGUAGGGUCGAGUGGGCUGCUGCUGACUGAUGGUGUGGAUGUGACCCAGCAGAACCGCCCACGCGAACGGGUGCUGGACUUCUUUUUCCAGCCUGUGAUGGUUCUAAAGGAACAGAUCAGGGUUCUGAGAUUGGUGGAGGGUGAGGUGGGGUUCUUGGAGAAGAUUACACUCUUUGGAUGCAAUGCCGAACGGUUUGAGGCUUGGGAUAAUGGCUCAUUGGUCCCUCAGGAUGCUCUCAGGGCCGCUCAGAUUCAGGCUAUCAGUAGAAGAGUGACAGGCAUGACGAGGAGCAUAUCAAAGUUUCCGACAUACCGAAGGAGAUUCCGUGAUGUCAUCAAGGCGUUGAUCAUAUAUUCUUUGGAAAGGGGGGGCUCAUCUGCUUCCUAUUCCAGCAGACGUGUUGCUUCCAUGGAACUUCCGUAGGCUCUAAAGUUGAAAGCAAUGGCUGCAUUUGUGUUUGUAAAGAAGUUGUGAAGGUUGUUAGAAGAGAUGGUACGAAGAUUGGGUCCCACGGGUGGGCACGGGCAGGUUGUAGCGAUGUCUUUUUUUUGGCACGGCUCAACAGCAUUGAGAAGAGGAAACAGGCAUUAGUAAUUGACCAUCAUCGUGAGAUACAAAAUGUUGUUUGUACAUAAAUGUAAUGUAUAUUUAUUUCUGGAGUGGCGUGGUCCACCCACUAAUGGUUUCUUGGGUUUUAGGCAG